CUCUGUCAGACCGUGCUACGAGUACUUAAGCCGUCCCAUUUCCUUCCACGCGAGAGCACCCACGGGACGACGCCCCUCUGAAGUUCUCUUCCGCUUCUCUACCCCUCUAUCUCCUCUGGCAUGUUCGAAGACGGCCCUGAGUACAGAGCACGGCUGUCGAAGCCCUUCGUGCCCCCGACCGUAACCCUCAAGGAGAUCCACGAUGCAGUGCCGAAGCACCUACUACGAAAGAAUCCAAGGCUCUCAAUCUACUACUGCGUCCGGGAUGUAGCGUGCUGCGUCGCUAUAUUCUGCUAUGGCUUCUCGAUCGAGCGCAUCCUUGCGAGCGACUUCGGUGGCUUCGUGCCCUUGUCUGCUGCAUGGCAUGUUCAUGUUGCCCGGACCGCGCUCUGGCUGGUCUACUGGUGGUUUCAAGGGCUUUCAUUCGCGAGCUUCUUCUGUAUCGGUAAGUCGCAUGAGCUCGGCCACCAAACAUUGUUCGACAAUCGAUAUGUCAAUGAUAUACUCGGGUACUUCUACCACGCAUUCAUCAUGGCUCCAUUCUUUGCCUGGAAGGCGAGCCACAACGCACAUCACAAAACGGUGGCAUCCAUCGAGCGCGAUGAGAACUACGUGCCAUAUGAGCGCAACGAUUAUCCUCUCCCUCCCAAGGAGAGGGCCAGCACGGCCGACUACCUGGAGAUGUUCGAUGAGACGCCCAUCUUGACAGUGGCGCGGAUGCUUGUUAUGCAGGGAGCUGGCUGGUGGCUUUACAUGACAACGAAUGUCAUGGGUUCGAAGCGAUAUCCAAAGGGGACGAAUCACUUGUCACCAUACUCUGCAAUCUUCAGACCCGACCAAAGAUUAGGCAUUUUCCUCUCGGAUAUCGGUCUUCUCGGGAUGGUUUGGAUAUUGUACCGGCUGGCAAACAUAUAUGGUGCAAAGGCAGUCUUGAUGUAUUAUUUCAUCCCCUACGUGCUCUGCAAUCACUGUAUCAUAAUGCUGACAUUCCUCCAUCACUCCGACCCAACUAUUCCUCAUUACCGCAAGGAUGAAUGGUCCUGGGUGCGCGGGGCCGCAGCUACCGUUGACCGCCCGCUCCUCGGAUGGGCAGGCCGGUUCUUCUUGCAUAACGUUUCGCAUGACCAUGUGGCCCAUCACUUCUUCUCCUACGCCCCGUUCUACAACCAGCCGGAGAUCACUAAGUGUGUUCGUAAGGUCCUCAAGGACCAGUAUAACUUCGACUCAACUAACACAUUCUACGCCCUGUAUCGCUCGUUCACGCAGUGCGUCUACGUGGAUGACGACGAGUCGAUCGUAUUCUACAAGAACAAGUACGGCCAGUCUGUCCGGGACGUCGCCAAAAACGAGCUCGAGCAGAUUGACGAGCACUGGAAUCCGGAGGAGCAAGAUUGCGGGACCAAAGUGGUGGAGUAGCCAUGUGUGUCGGCGACGUGACGUGAGUCUUCGAAUAUAGAGGUUGAUCGAUUGAUCAGCGGGCCUGUAUGAUUCUGGGCAGUGGGUCGAAUAUAAUACAACAAAAGAUGCUUCCCUCCGUACCACUACCAGGGCCGUUACGACGGGAGACGUGCCUUCUCUUCCCUCGGUAAC
This is a messenger RNA of Fomitopsis serialis, 1590 nucleotides long. Its product is annotated as fatty acid desaturase-domain-containing protein. NCBI's taxonomy places the organism in Eukaryota, Fungi, Basidiomycota, Agaricomycetes, Polyporales, Fomitopsidaceae. The record is from RefSeq and is a predicted model, not a curated record. Gene Ontology annotation, molecular function: oxidoreductase activity. The transcript has 15 exons. The coding region runs from base 121 to 1416 and encodes 431 amino acids. Gene Ontology annotation, biological process: lipid metabolic process.